Lobosporangium transversale is the source of this 596-nucleotide messenger RNA. RefSeq lists its product as hypothetical. Lineage: Eukaryota; Fungi; Mortierellomycota; Mortierellomycetes; Mortierellales; Mortierellaceae. Bases 51 to 596 code for a protein of 181 amino acids. The transcript is spliced from 6 exons. The record is from RefSeq and is a predicted model, not a curated record.
CUCACAACACUGUAAAAAGUUCCUCAGGCCUCCACUAUCCACUCCACAUCAUGAAGUUCUCAAUCACCGUUGCUCUUUCCAUGACCGUUGCCGCCUUGAUUAUAUUCACUCCCAAUGUUGAAGCUGCUCCAACUAACGCAGAGAAGGAGGCAAUCAGAGUCACUCUUGGACUUGGCGCGCCUGGGGGCGCUUUUCUUCUACUGCUUAACGCUAGCUCCCAGCAGCUCUUUGCUGGGCCUGAAUUUCAUCGAUACUUAACAGCAUCAUCACGACUUGACUUCCAAAUCUUUAAGACGCGAUUCGAGGAAGUGUGUGAGGCUUCAACUAAAGAGAGGUUCGAAGUUCUCUGGAAUAGGUUACUAGACGACAAUAAAGAGAUUCCAAAGGUUGGUUCUUAUCUGAAAAGUCUCUACAACCAGCAGUCUUACUGGGCAGGGCCUUGGAUCAAGUCGCCGUUCACAGCGGCACUCAGCAAGACUGUCGGAGACGAGCACUUCCGGGUCAAGCCGGAGUUGGCUAUGGAUAACCGCGAUAUCGCUGAGAGCAUGAUUGACAAGACGUUCCGACAAGUCCUGAAGUUGAACCGCAAGUAUUAA